AUGAGCAGCAUGACGAGCAUGAGUAGCAGCAACAGCAGCAGCAGCAGGAGAAGCAGCAGCAGCAUUAGCAGCACCAGGAGCAGCAAGAAGACGUGUGUUGCCCUUUGUUUGCUGCAGAGCGCAACAUGUGGGAUCGUCUCCUCCCUGGAGCUGGGAUCGCCUUUGCCUUCCGAUUGGAGUCCCUGGACAGACAUCUCCCAGGGACAGGAGGCUCUGCCGAUUGCUGCAAUUAAUGAUGUUGACGACGAACCCCCUCCUGCAGACUUCUGCUACCAGAAGCGAAAUGUUUUGUUUGGGCGGCUGCCCAGCGCGUUGAUGCUGUGUCUCUGCACCGGAUGUGUCCCUAAGGACGUAGACACCUCAGACUGGGAACGCAU
This is a messenger RNA of Eimeria acervulina, 377 nucleotides long. RefSeq lists its product as hypothetical. The record is from RefSeq and is a predicted model, not a curated record. The annotation marks the transcript as partial. Lineage: Eukaryota; Apicomplexa; Conoidasida; Eucoccidiorida; Eimeriidae. The transcript has 2 exons.